AUGGCCUCCGUCGAACAUCGGCACUGUUUACCUCUGAUAGGAGUCUGUUUGUCUCGCGAGCGUCACUGCCUUGUGUCCAUGUUUGUGGAACUGGGCAGUCUGGACAAAUAUGUACACGAGCACCAAGCCGAUUUAAAUAGUUUGACCAUGCUAUCCUGGGCCGAACAGAUCGCGGACGGGAUGAGUUAUUUGGAAAUGCGUGGAAUUAUUCAUCGGUACGUUUUUGUGCUGAUCUCGGGAAACAAGCGAACAGAUUAUCUAUGUUCAUCACACUGUUUUAAACCGCUUGCAAUCAAAUUGUUUACUAAGUAA
Messenger RNA from Echinostoma caproni, 312 nucleotides. Lineage: Eukaryota; Metazoa; Platyhelminthes; Trematoda; Plagiorchiida; Echinostomatidae. The record is from the annotation of a GenBank genome assembly.